This is a messenger RNA of Peniophora sp. CBMAI 1063, 1176 nucleotides long. The record is from the annotation of a GenBank genome assembly. Lineage: Eukaryota; Fungi; Basidiomycota; Agaricomycetes; Russulales; Peniophoraceae.
AUGGAUCCCUCUGUGCCGCUCGUUGUCGAUAACGGAACUGGUUUCGUUAAAGUCGGAUACGCCGGGUCCAACUUUCCCGAACAUGUAUUCCCAUCUAUCAUUGGUCGACCUAUUUUGCGCGCCGAAGAGCGCGUCGGCGACGCGGUGAUCAAGGACAUCAUGGUCGGCGACGAAGCCGCCGAACUACGAAACUACCUACAAGUCACGCAACCGAUGGAGCACGGCAUCGUGCGCAACUGGGAGGACAUGAAACAUCUUUGGGACUAUACCUUCACCGAGAAGUUGCGCAUCGAUCCGGCUGGGAGGAAGGUCUUAUUGACGGAACCGCCGAUGAACCCGAAGGUCAACAGGCAGAGGAUGGCGCAGGUCAUGUUCGAAGAGUAUGGAUUCCAGGGCGUGUACGUCGCUAUUCAGGCCGUUUUGACACUCUACGCACAGGGUCUCACGACUGGUGUUGUCGUCGACUCCGGAGACGGUGUCACGCACGUUGUACCCGUGUACGACGGUUUCGCACUGCCACAUCUAACGCGCCGCCUCGACAUUGCCGGCCGAGAUGUAACGCGCUACCUCAUUAAGCUAUUACUCAUGCGAGGAUACGCGUUUAACCGUACCGCUGACUUCGAGACCGUGCGCGAGAUCAAGGAGAAGCUUUGCUACGUCAGCUACGAUCUUGACGUUGACGCGAAACUGUCCGAAGAGACCACCACCCUCGUCGAAUCUUAUACUCUCCCGGACGGCCGCACAAUCAAAGUUGGCUCCGAGCGCUACGAGGCGCCAGAAUGCAUGUUCCAGCCGCAUCUCGUCGACGUCGAACAACCCGGUGUAGCCGAGAUGCUCUUCCAGACCAUCCAAGCCGCAGCCGUCGACGUCCGCUCGGAGCUGUACAAGCACAUCGUGCUAUCUGGUGGAAGCAGCAUGUACCCGGGAUUGCCGAGUAGGCUGGAGAAGGAGAUGAAGCAGCUGUACUUGACGAGGGUGUUGAACGGUGAUCCGUCGCGCUUGAACAAAUUCAAGAUCAGGAUCGAGGACCCGCCGCGCAGGAAGCACAUGGUCUUCCUCGGCGGCGCUGUGCUCGCGGAUAUCAUGAAGGGGCGCGAGGAGUUCUGGGUCACUCGCGACGAGUGGUACGAGCAGGGUCCCGAGCGCGCGUUGGCGAAGCUUGGGCGUGGAGAGUAG